AUGUCUGAUCAGUUUUCACCAAAGCCUGAUGAUCAUAACUUGUCUGAAGGUUCUAAUCAGAGGUUUUCUGAAGCACCGGCAACUUUACACUCAAGCACACCUUCAAAAUCAGUGGCGUCAUGUCCACUCGGUCGGACAGUUCAUAACCUUUCAUUACUAAGAGGAAGCAGCAUCCACAUUGGUCAUGAUUUAAAGAGCCCUUCACAUAGAUGGGCUGCCAGCGAUCGCUUGCGCCUCAUCCAUUUUCUACAAGAUAUUCAGCUUGACCGAGCCUUAGAUGUACUGCCGGAUAACUGCACCUAUGAAGACCUACUUAAAUGUACACUAGAAGAGCUCCGUUCCGUGUUUACUGGGUGCCUCACGGAGUCCGAAAUAAAUUCCGUUUAUUCAGACUUACAUUCUUAUGCCUCCAGUGGAUAUACAACCGAGUCGCAUUCACGUUCUGAGGAAUGUCAACUUAGACGAUGUUCCGAAACUUGUCCGUCCGAUCAAGUUAGGCAAAUGUCCACGGGUGCCAAUCGUCGUUCUCGUCCGCUCCUUGGCUCAUUUUCGUGUGCAUCAUCAGAGCCCCAUUCAGAAUGCGUGAAAACUAAGUUGCAUGCAGCAAGUUCGGGAACAUCAGGAGAAGAGACGUCUAUUAGUGAAUGCAGUGCAUCCAAAAUGGAUGCAGAACAACCUAAAGCUGUAAAACGGGCAUCAUCUCUUAGCUCAGGUGAUAUACCACAAAUCCAAUCAAACUACCGCCCAUCUUCCUUGUCCAUAUCAUCAGCUUUAACUGAUAGCCACUCAUUAUCUUUACAGGAAGAUGAUUUGCAUUCACAAAGUGUUUGUGAUAGUCAGUCCAAAGACUACUCGAUAGCGAAUUCUGCCCUACCAGUUUCUUGUAAUAUACAAAAACAACGAGCAGAUAUAAACGCAUGUUCUGUAAUUUCGAGUGCAUCAUACUCAGUUCCAAUUUGUCAACAAGUCAGUAAUGAGUUACAGUUGUCUCCGUUCUUUUCAAGCCGCUUGUCAAGUUAUGAUGGACAUUCCAUCCCAAGUACUCUCCUACGAAUAAAAGGUAGCUUUAUUGGUCAGUCUGCACCGAACUUACUGUACUAUAAGCGUGAUCCCAAUUAUAAUCAAUUCGUUCACUGUCGAAACUCAUAUCAAAAUGUCUCGUCAGCUUAUACUCCACCUUCAAGCUUAAAAAGCCCUGAAUCACUAAUCUGUUCAAAGGCUCCUAAUAGCCCGAAGUAUGAAGCAAUUGUUAGACAGUCUAAAGUUUCUACCAAUCAAUCACUACUCGGAUCCGCCUCGGGAGCAAUUAAGAACAUUGAUGAAACUACCCGAGCACUUACAUCACUUCCUUUUCAUACUCAGCGUCGGAGUAUGUUAGUAAGCGGUUUGGGUAGCCUCAGUGGUAGUAGUGGUUGCAUGGCCGAUCGAAGCAUGUCCAGUCCUGCUCCUUCCAAUGAACCUGAUAGUCCAGUUUUUUCUACUGCUUCUCUUGCUCAUAGUGAUAUACCAUACCUUGUAUCACCAAAGAACAGUGUUGUUGCGUAUGAGCCACCACAGUUAACUAGAUCUUCUGAUCUCUCUGGUGAAAAUUCAAAAACAGAGAUGCCAUCUAAAAAAAGCCAGACAAACUACAAAGUCAUCACAAGUAAAAAUAUCGAUACUAUUCCCCUUCAAGAGUCGUGUGAUGCAUCUUUGUUUACUGAGAAACGGAGUUUCAUCCCACGCUUGCAUUUGGAAAGAAAACAUACUCUAGAUUGUCGUCGUUGGUCACUAGCCUCAUUACCUUCAUCUGGUUAUGGUACAAAUACAUCAGAAAGUGGCAGUCAUUUGUCUCGUAGUCGAUGUUCUUCAAGAGAAAAUGUUUCUCAUAGUCUUCAUCCUCAAACUAACACACUGUAUGCAAAUGAUCAUGGAAUUUCUGCUCGUUCGAAAUACCAAACAUCCAUACAAACUCCAGUUAAAUCCAUACCGAUAGAACGUUCUUAUUCUAUGAGAUCACCUUCAAUACCUGUUUAUUCACAGCUACCGAAUUCGAAAUCUCCUCUGUCAUUGUCCUCAUCUGCUGGUCAAAAUACAGAAUCACCAAAUUUAUGUUUUAUUUCGCGUUCACCAAAGGAAUCGUGUACAGCAGAGACAAGAAGUGAUAUUUCCCUUUCUAAUGUUCUACCUUUCCUGUACACUUCAGUUCACAGUGCAGAUUCUAAAAGCGUACCACACACGCCUGUUACUCGGGCAUCACCUCGAAUUAACCAUAGUUCUGUGAGUGCUGUUCAAACAUGUUACAACUCUAGCUUUGACGGCUGUCGUACCCGUUCACGUAGUUUAAGUCCAUUACGUGUUUCAAAUGUUGGCGGUGAACAAGAUAUACUGCUUUUAAACCAUGUUUAUCGGGAGCGCUUUCCAAAGGCAUCCGCUCACAUGCAAGAACAGCUGGCUUCCCUGGCUGAUGAAAUGGAGCAUAUGGAUACAGUAUCGUGGUCUGCAGUAGCAAGAUUUGUCCAUUGUCAAGUUGUCCAACAUGCACGAGAUUGUUUGCAGAAGGCUCUUUCAGGUCUUGUAACCUGCCGCUAUUUUUAUGAAAUGACUGAAAAUUUGAGCAAACUUGUCGAAGAUACUCGUACUCGUGACGCGGAUUCUAUUCCGCUUGUCGUCACAUUUGUCCGCCGACUACUUUUGAUUAUUGCCCGGCCUGCACGAUUACUCGAAUGUUUAGAGUUCGAUCCGUCUGAAUUUUAUCAAAUGUUAGAAGUUGCUGAAAGUCACGUACGUCAUCGAACGAACUCCGUUAAUGUACCGGGUUCUCAGAUCAUUUCAGCUGACGUCCCUCUAUACAUUAUUUCGAAGCUUGGUCUCAGUAAAACUGUCUUGGAUGAGUCACAGAAUAUCAAAGCUUCUCAUCUGUGUAGUUCUAAUUUAAAUGAUUCACACCAUUCAGAGAAAUUUAAAUCUGAUUCUACCAUAAGAGUUAGAACGACUAGUGGAUCUAACCUGGAUUCAUGUAUGCAUACUGAUGAUGAAAUUGUUUCGCGGACAGCGCGUAGCAAUAGUAGUUGUGUUCCAAUUCGUCCACCUUGUGAAGCUGACUUUGAAGUUAUUAAAUUGAUAUCUAAUGGCGCUUAUGGUGCUGUUUAUCUUGUAAGACAUAAAAUAACUAGACAACGAUUUAGCUUGAAGAAAAUUCGUAAACAACACUUACAAUUGCGUAAUCAAGUUGAACAAGUAUUCGCUGAACGAGAUAUUAUGAGUUUUGCAGACAAUCCAUUUGUUGUUAGUUUAUGUUGUACAUUUGAAACAAAAAAAUGUUUAUGCAUGGUGAUGGAAUAUGUGGAAGGGGGUGAUGUAGCAACUUUAUUAAAACAUAUUGGUGGACCCUUACCAUUAGAUCUGGCUAGAAUGUAUUUUGCUGAAACUGUAUUAGCUCUUGAAUAUUUGCAUAAUUAUGGUAUCGUUCACAGAGAUUUAAAACCAGAUAAUUUGCUAAUAACACAUGAAGGUCAUAUAAAGUUAACUGACUUUGGACUCUCCCGAAUUGGUUUAAUGAAUUUAGCUACUAAUUUAUAUGAAAAAAAUUUGGAUUUGGAAAAGGACUGUAAAAUGUUUCGUGAUAAACAAGUAUUUGGAACUCCAGAAUACAUUGCUCCAGAAGUGAUUCUCCGUCAGGGUUACGGUAAACCAGUGGAUUGGUGGUCUAUGGGGAUUAUGUUAUACGAAUUUCUCGUAGGAUGCGUCCCGUUUUGUGGUGCCACUAUAGAAGAACUUUUCGAUAAUAUUGUGACAGCACCAAUCGAUUGGCCUGAGGAAGAAGAAUGGAAAGUCACUCCAUCAGCUGUGGAUAUAAUAACUAGGCUUCUUGAGCGAGAUCCUCUACUCCGUCUUGGAACUAUCGGAGGUUCAUCCGAAGUUAAAGAAACUAUAUUCUUCUCUGGUCCUGGUGCAGUAGAUUGGAAAAACUUAUUGAGACAAAAAGCAACUUUUGUACCUCAACUUGAACAUGACGAAGAUACUUCGUAUUUUGAUCCACGUACUGAUCGUUACAAACAUGAUGUGGAAAACGAUGAAGAUGUAUACAUUCCUAUGGAUUAUGGUGUGUAUAGCAAUAGAUCUUCCCCUGCACCCCAUUUGUCGGUUUCUCGAAAUUUCAGCUUUAAUUCUUCUGCCGAUCAAAGUCUAACGAAUAUCAUCCGGCGACCUGCAGCUUCUCGUCUUGGACGCGCUAAACAGCAAGCUGCUGAACAUAAACGUAGUCACAGUUUGGGGGAUAGUAAUAAUUUGUUUGUUCGGUCAUUUAAGUCUCGUUCCAAAAGUCGAAGCAUCCGUGAUUCACCUAUAAACACCCCACAGUCAUUUAUGCAUUCAGAGCUAAGCAGUCCUAGUUCUCAGCGGUCUUUAUGCCAACAAAAAUAUGAUCCUGAAAAGAUUGAACACGAUUUGGUAACGUCUACUUUAACUGCGGAAUCUGUUGCAAGUCGUAAUGCUUUACACUUAUUGCAAAACUUAUCAUUAACCUCUAGCAUCAUAGAAAACUCUACGUCCUCAAAGUUAGCAAAUGAGAAUAGUAUUCAUAAUCAACAGUCUAUGACUUCCGGAAUUAGAUUAGAAAAGUUGAAUAUAGAUGUUACCAAAUCUGAAGUUAGUGAUGAUGACCACGAUGACAAUCAGAACAUCACUGAUGAGUCGCGUACAUUUCACUAUUUUUCUUCCUAUUCACCUCGUUUCUCCGUUGUUUUGGAACAAGCUAGAAUGAAUGAACUUCGCAACAAUUCCAAUACGAGUUUGAACUCUAACGAUGUUGAUCCUGUCAGUGAAAAGAAUCCGCCUCAUACCUCAUCUCGUAUCAAUCUGGCAUCAUCCAAUAAUUUUAAUAUUAAACGUGGGAAUUCUGAACUUCCUAAAGGGACCUGUACAUUUGCUGCAGAUAAACAACAGUCAAUUACAAAUAAACAAAAUAUAAUUUCUUCUGACCAGUCAUUGAAUAAUUUUCAAAUUAACACUAACUCAUCAAAUUUUCAGUCAUCUGAUAUACCAAGUGCUCCUGAAUCUUUCAAAUGUGACCAGUUCUCUUCUGAAAUUGUUAACCCAAGCGUUAUUAUCCCCUCAAUCACUCACACUGGUACUGAAAAUGCUACUCCCAUUCUGUUAAACAUCAAAGAGUCAGAUAAAUUUCAUUUUAUUUCUGAUGCUAGUAAACAUUCAAAAUCUUCAGAAUCGGAUUCUAAUUCUAGUUUAGAGCUGUUUCAAAAUGAUUCGAGCAUCCGCUCUUUUGGGAACUCUACAAGAGAAGAUGAACCAACAAUAUAUCAACCAAUUACUCUUAUCUCUUCUGAAUCUGUUGAAAAACCUCCACUAGUGCCCAUAAAUUGCCCUAACCUUGAACAUUUCGCUAGUCACACAGCCUCGCAUUCAUCGACUUCAAGUUCAUCUUCAUCUAAAUCCUCACUUUCACUGACAACCCUCACUCCUCACCUAACUCCUCAUACAGAAUCACUUUUCUCUCCUAUAGGUGACCAUGAUUCUACUUUACAUAAAGGUCCAUGGUUUCUUAAUGUUGAUUUAAAGCCAGAUGAAGGACAUUUGAAUGUCUGCCCUUAUCAACAUACUCCUCGUUCGUUUAUGUCCUUUAAAAGUACAUCACCUGUACUCAGUCAAAGUAGUGGAACUUCCACAACCAAAUCAGAUAUGUAUUGCUCUUAUUCACCAUCCUCAUCCGGACCCUUGAUUUUCAACAAUCCUUCACGUGUUAUGCAUCUUCCGGUUUCUCCUGUGGGUCACAACCCUCCUUCUUUGCGACCUUUCAUGCCUUAUACACUUGGAAUUCCUCGCCAAGCAAUCAUAAUCAAUAAAGGUAAACAAGGCUUUGGUUUCGUUUUCCGAGCUAUUCGAGUAUUUUUUGGUCUAUCAGAUGCAUACACAUUGCAUCAUCUUGUACUUGGAGUUGUGCCUCAUGGUCCAGCAGCCAAAGCCGGCUUAAAAGAAGCUGAUUUAAUUCUAAGUGUUAACGAUGUAUCGACAAUUGGAAUGUAUCAUACAGAUGUUGUGAAGCUAAUUUUACAGAGUGGGACUACUUUACGUCUGCAUGCAACUCCUAUUAGUCAAACAUUUAUUCGUUCUGAUGGACCAUAUCGUUCUUCUGGUCGUCUUGUACCACGUGUUACUUCAUCUCAUCUAUUGAAUAAUAAUAGUAAUGGUAAGAAUAAUUACACUACAAGAUACUCAAAUCAAAUUCCAGAUAAACACACAUGUACAUCUUAUACACCAUUUAAUCCCUUGAUGAGUUGUCAUUCUAAUUCUCCCGAAAUAAUACCCAAAGAUGUUUCAUCACUACCUUUUGAUGGUAAAUCAUAUGCUUCCGUAUGUGCAUCAAAUAGUUCAAGGCACACCAAUGAAGUUGCUAAACGCAUAACUCGACGUUUGACAAUUAGAGAAGCCCGUCAUCGUCAUUUAAAUAAUGGAGCUUACGAAUCUAAAGUUCAACAUAUACAACCAGAUACCAAUUUAAAUUGUAUUCAUCAAUCAGACUCAAUGCCGAACAAUGCAUAUAUGGAUAAAUCGAAAUUUUGUUAUUCUCAGCCAGUAACAUGUUCUAAAGGAUCUGCUCAAACCUACGCUUCUGUUGCUGCUCAACGAUUUGGUAUUUCUCUAUGUCAAACCUCUACACACCCUAUAAGCUCUAACUCAAUUUCUCAAAAUAAUAUUAUGUUUUUUCCAGCACAUCGUAGAUCCCUUGAGAAACCUCUUAUUCGUCAGUUGAGCGAACGACAACACCGAGCUAUGUUUUCCACGCCUGAUGAUAUGUCAUUAACCAACAGUCCCACAGUGUAUUCUCCUCGUAAUAUAAUCCCUUACAGUUCACCUAAUCAAAGUCCUAGGUCUGAUCAUUUUCAGAAACAAAAUGUAUUCAGUUUUCAUAGACCAUCACUGACUGUCACUCCAGGUUUUUCUGGUUCUUCGUUCUCUUCUGGUUGGUGUUCAGGUGGAGACUUAUCUUCACAUAGUUCUCCGGGUUCUGGUAGUUCAUCUUCUGCAUCAGUUCCUCGACCUUGUGAUUCUACUCAUUCAUCUUUAAAUCCAUUUCAACAGGGACGUUUUGGUAGCCUACGGGCCUCAUGUCAUUCGGCUAAUCAUUUCCUCAAUUCGAAUUUGGAUAAUUCAUCAAUGAAACUGACGUCCGCCCGUCAACAAGCGCCUAAAUCGACAUUUGUUACACAAAAUUCAAAUGGGUCUCAAUGUAGACACAGCGAUCCUAUUCGACAUGUUAAAAUUUCAAAAGAUACUCGAAUCGUUUGUUCCGUUGUACCUAACGUGCAAAAUUCCAACAACAAUUUGUCUGCAUCAAUCCAAACUCCUGCUUUUACCCCGCCGCCACCACAGACUGCUAUUCAAAAGAUCGACUCAGAUAAAUUCUCAAUUCAAGCAAAUGCUUUGGUAUCAUCAGGUCAAGUUAAGCUACGUAGGCAUAGUCAUCGAUUUGCCGUUCAACAUGUAACUUCACCAAAAAGUCCAGCUGAAAGUAGUGAUGAAAAAUCCAAGAAUUAA
This is a messenger RNA of Schistosoma mattheei, 7533 nucleotides long. Lineage: Eukaryota; Metazoa; Platyhelminthes; Trematoda; Strigeidida; Schistosomatidae. The record is from the annotation of a GenBank genome assembly.